This is a messenger RNA of Volvox carteri f. nagariensis, 1812 nucleotides long. RefSeq lists its product as uncharacterized. NCBI's taxonomy places the organism in Eukaryota, Viridiplantae, Chlorophyta, Chlorophyceae, Chlamydomonadales, Volvocaceae. The coding region runs from base 1 to 1812 and encodes 603 amino acids. Gene Ontology annotation, molecular function: protein binding; metal ion binding. The transcript is spliced from 8 exons. The record is from RefSeq and is a predicted model, not a curated record.
AUGGAGAGUGAGGUGAUAGGCCAUUAUCUAAUUGCCUCCAAUGGAGGUCCCGCAACGCCCUUGAAGAAUGAAAGCACCGUUCUCUUUCAGGAUGUUGUUUCGGACAAGCUUUCGAAUGUAGAGGCAGCCAUAGAGGCUGACGCCAGUAAACUUCACCAGUUUUUCCUCAUUCUGCACUGGAGUGGGGAUGCAAAUGGAGCUCUGGAUGCAAAUGGAGCUGCGGCCAAGACCUCCGUCAUGGUCAAGCAACGCACGUUGCUCAUGAUAGCAGCGCAUGCUGGCUCGCUACGAGUCCUUGCAUAUUUGCUGGCCCGCGGCGCUGAGCCAAGCCGCAAGAGCGCGGAUGGCCUUACUGCUUACGAUGGUGCGCAGGAUUCAGUGGCGGACUCGGAGGGAUCGUCGUACAGUACGACGGAUCUUACUCGUCCCGAGUACUCAACCGACGAUUUCCGCAUGUUUAACUUCAAGGUUCUCCGCUGUUCCAAGCGCCACGCACACGACUGGCGCGCCUGCCCCUUCGCGCACCCAACCGAGAACGCCCGCCGCCGCGACCCUCGGGAGUUCAAGUACUGUGCCCUCGCAUGCCCAGACUACAAGCAGGGCUUCUGCAUCCGCGGUGACGUGUGCCCGUAUGCGCACGGCGUGUUCGAGUGCUGGCUACAUCCCUCUCGCUACCGCACGCAGCUGUGCAAGGACGGCGCCAACUGCCACCGACCAGUGUGCUUCUUCGCCCACAGUCUUCCGGAGCUGCGCGCGCCCACCUACACUUGGGUGCCCAGCCCAGCUGACCUGGCCAAGCCGCCCGCUGCUGCCGCCACUGCUGCAUCGUCGGGUACAUCGUCGGCGCUACAAAGCUCCACUUCCAUGACGGCCGCCUCGGCGAUGGCGCUCGGCGGCGGUGCUGACGGCGCCGUGGCUGGGGGCCCCCCUCCGGUGCAAGUGGGCUCCCCUAUGGCCGUUACGGGGCCGGAGGGGCGGUCUCUCCUGUCCACUGCAUCCUCGGGACUUCCGCCGGCGAGCACUUCUUCGGACGGCACGUCAUCCGGUAUUGGCCCAUCUUGCGGCUCUCCGAGAACCCUGAAUGGCAGCGGCAGUGGCAUGCUGCAACAACUCCAACUGGGGAUGGGGCCAGGUUCCGGGUUGGUUGGGUCGGGGUGUGGGGGUAUGGUCAUGAUGACGUCGGCAUGCAACGGCAAAGGCUCUUCAGGUGCGGGUGGCACGCCAGGGUCGGGUGGCAAGGGCAAUCAGAACCUUACCCAGCCCAACGCUGCUGCCAGUAUGUUCGGCUUCACUGCGCCGCGCAUGUCAAACGCCUUUGCGCGGCGCCACGGGCUCAAUCCGAAGGACAACCCCAUGCUCAACCUACAGAAAAUUGCGUUGCAGAGCCAGCAACAGCAGCAGCAACAACAGCAACAACAGGUGCAACAAGUCCAACAAGUCCAACAACAGCAGCAACAGGCACAGAACAGCGCGCUGGGAAUUGCAGGCGGCCAUCUCGGCGCAUUUGGACCGCAAGAUGGCGCCGCCGCGCUCCGGAACCAUGCAGCGGUAGCGGCCGCCGGCAACGGUGCUGGAAUCAUUCAGGCAGCCGCCGCCGCCGCGGGCACCGCAGGCAGCCGGGCCGCCGCCAAUUUCAAUAGCAGCGCGAAUGGGCAGCGGCUGCAGGUAGCCGCCGCCGCAGCGGCGGCAGCCGCCGCCGCCGCCGCCAACAGCGCCACUUCCCCCGGCAUGUACGGACCUGGCGGCGGCAUGUACGACACUGCGCAACAACACCUAAUGGUGGCGAUGGGCGGGGCGCAGGCGGAGGUAUGA